This is a messenger RNA of Brienomyrus brachyistius, 1180 nucleotides long. It is a transcript of the gene rpsa, whose product is annotated as ribosomal protein SA. The transcript has 8 exons. Lineage: Eukaryota; Metazoa; Chordata; Actinopteri; Osteoglossiformes; Mormyridae. The record is from RefSeq and is a predicted model, not a curated record. Gene Ontology annotation, biological process: cytoplasmic translation; ribosomal small subunit assembly. Gene Ontology annotation, molecular function: laminin receptor activity; structural constituent of ribosome. Bases 188 to 1117 code for a protein of 309 amino acids. Gene Ontology annotation, cellular component: cytosolic small ribosomal subunit; ribosome; 90S preribosome.
GGACGAAGGAGCGAGCACUUCCGUCCUGCAGCCGAAACAAGGCGAAUUGCGAUUGGUGGAACCUGCCGUAUAAAAUAACGUCACUUCCUGUGCUCGGCCUCUUUUUCGUUCCCGUGUGGUACCGAUCUCCAUACGGCGUUGUCUCGUGCUCUCCCGCUUUACUCGUUGCGCAGGGAAAGUGGUCGCGAUGUCCGGAGGUCUCGAUGUACUGCAGAUGAGGGAGGAGGAUGUGCUGAAGUUCCUGGCAGCAGGAACCCAUCUUGGAGGGACCAACUUGGACUUCCAGGUGGAGCAAUAUGUCUACAAAAGGAAAAGUGAUGGCGUGUACAUUAUCAAUCUGAAGAAGACCUGGGAGAAGCUGCUGCUGGCUGCGCGUGCCAUCGUUGCCAUCGAGAACCCGGCUGAUGUGUGCGUCAUCUCCUCCAGGAACACUGGACAGAGAGCUGUGCUGAAGUUCGCCUCUGCCACCGGCGCUACCACCUUUGCCGGCCGCUUCACCCCUGGCACCUUCACCAAUCAGAUCCAGGCUGCCUUCAGGGAGCCCCGCCUCCUGGUUGUCACCGACCCCCGGGCUGACCACCAGCCCUUGACGGAGGCGUCCUACGUCAACAUCCCCACCAUCGCCCUGUGCAACACGGACUCUCCUCUGAGAUACGUGGACAUUGCUAUCCCUUGCAACAACAAGGGGCAUCACUCUGUGGGUCUCAUGUGGUGGAUGCUGGCUCGGGAGGUGCUGAGGAUGAGGGGUACCAUCUCCAGGGAACACCCAUGGGAGGUCAUGCCGGAUCUGUACUUCUACAGAGACCCCGAGGAGAUUGAGAAGGAAGAGCAGGCCGCAGCCGAGAAGGCGGUGGGUAAGGAGGAGUUCCAGGGAGAGUGGACCGCCCCCGUGGCAGAUUUCGCUCAGCCCGAGGUUGCUGAUUGGUCUGAGGGGGUGCCAGUCCCCUCUGUCCCCAUCCAGCAGUUCCCUGCAGCUGCCCCUGCUAAGGCCAACCCAGCGACCACUGAAGUUUUCCCAGCCGAGGAUUGGAGUGCCCAGCCUUCCACUGAGGAUUGGUCAGCUGCUCCCACUGCUCAGGCUUCUGAUUGGGGCGGCACUACUGCUGAUUGGUCCUAAGUGAUGCCUCUCGAAUCCAGGAUUAAACUUUGAAAAGUCAAUAAAUUUGACUCUUUUGUUUAA